AUGACCGGGUAUAGCAAGAUCCACACGAAGCCGCUGCAAGAUUCCAUCGAGAACUUUGAGCAGCUAAAGCGGAAGCUUCUGCACACGAAGUGGGAAUGGCCACGGUUGGACGAUCCCAUGCAGCCGCCGGACGGCCGCGGUUUGGCAGCAUCAUGGAGUGAAGAGACUGAAGUCAUCGAAGACAUCGUCACCCUCAUUUCUGGAUUUCCUGGUCUGCCUUGCAUUGCUGGAGCAUCCCAGAUGGAGCUUGCGAAGACUUGCCGAGCAGCUCCCGGGGUGCGAAGACACGAAGAACCGCAAGAGACGGGCAGGAUGCCAGCCGCAAGCGAGCCGAAGAAGACAUGUCCGGUUCUUGUGCGUGUGUGUGUGUGUGUGUCAGCGGUUUAG
Molecule: messenger RNA, 387 nt
Organism: Symbiodinium sp. CCMP2456
Lineage: Eukaryota; Dinophyceae; Suessiales; Symbiodiniaceae
Source: the annotation of a GenBank genome assembly